AUGGCAUUUGCCAGCGAUGUCUUUGUGUGGCGACCUGUGUCUAUGCCUGGUCAACUAGCAGAUGUCCGCACGCAUGCAAUUCGACCGUCAAGAGGUGUGAGGAUGUCCAAGGGAAGUCGUGGAGUUCGGACAGCGAGGGCUUCUUAUCCGGAGCUUUCAUGUGACCUUUCAUGGGGCGAAGUCGCCGCAUCGGUGCUCGCCGGCAUUGCCUGCGCAACCGCCGUCUCGGAAGCCAAGGGUCUCAAGCGCCCACCGAACGACCGGGAGACCUUCACGCCGAGUUGGCGGGAAUUUCGGGCACGCCUGGUGCAGAAGGAGCGAUCAGAAUCAAGCGGAAAAGGUGCACAACGAAAGCCAAGUGAGAGUACCGGGUGGAUGCAUUCUACAACUCUCAUCGAGAAAGGCUCAGUGCUGAUAUCUCGUACAGGGGACCAGUUCACCUUGGAUCAGCAAUACUUCUUGAAUGCAGUCGUUCUGAUCUUAAAAAGGGACGAGGGCGGGGACGUCGGUGUGAUCUUGAACCGCCCAUCGGACUGGACCGCAGAAGACUUGGGUGUGCCUAAGCCCAAUGCCCUGAAGGAGGCAGAUCUGCAGUUGAGAAAGCUGCUUGCCACCCUCGGUGGCAAUGUGGUGGAGGAGCAGCCAUGGAAAGUCUCUUUUGGUGGACCCAUGCAUUCAGCACGGGAUGCGGAGCAAGAGCAGCCCACGCUGCUUUGCUUGUACCUCUGCGACUCCCAUCGGGAGGGCGCAGGAGAGGAGAUCAUUCCAGGCCUCCACUGGCUCCCCUUCAGCCGGGCGAGAGAGAUGGUGGCAACAGGAGCUGCGAGGCAGGAGGACUUCCUUUUGCUCUCGGGCUAUUGUGGUUGGCGCCGUGGUCAGCUUCAGCAGGAGUUGAAUGUGGGCCGCAGCUGGUUGCUUGCCGCGGCGGAUCAUCAGGCUCUGUUUCCUGGCAGAUCUCUCCAGGCAAGUUGCCUCGACCUGGGCAUGAGCCGCUGGGAGCGUUUGCACGAAAGGCUCUUUGACUUCGCAUCCAUGGAUGGACGAUGGCAAGACCGCCGCUGCGGCUCUGAAGCGGUGGAUGACCGACCUCCGGCCAGCUUUGCUAAAUCCAUCGCUCCCGGUAUCGCAUCUUCAGCCUCAGACGCUCAGAAACCUCACGGCCGGCCGUCUCCUGCGUGGCUCCUCCUCGCAUUGGAUCCUGGGCGGACCUAUUGA
Messenger RNA from Symbiodinium necroappetens, 1215 nucleotides. NCBI's taxonomy places the organism in Eukaryota, Dinophyceae, Suessiales, Symbiodiniaceae. The record is from the annotation of a GenBank genome assembly.